GGUGGUCCCAGGCAAAUGGGUCCUGAGUUGUUUAGGGCUUUGUUCAUUUGGAUCGUUGCUUCCAGGGGAUCAGCUACUGGCUUCCACCUGCCAAAAGGUAGUCCCUCCCCGUUUCAGGCUACAGAUGACUACCUCUGGAUAGGCAUCUUUGCUUACCUGAACUAUCAUGUUCCUCGGACAAGACGGGAGAUUCUGGACACCCUUAUUAAGGGACUUCAGAGACUGGAAUACAGAGGAUAUGACUCUGCGGGAGUCGGUAUUGAUGGAGGUAAUGAUAAAGACUGGGAGGCCAAUGCUGGCAAAAUUGCACUCAUCAAAAAGAAGGGGAAAGUGAAGGCGUUGGAUGAAGAAGUGAACAAGCAGCAGGAUAUGGACCUGGACAUUGAAUUCGAUGUGCAUCUUGGGAUCGCUCACACGCGAUGGGCCACCCAUGGCGAGCCUAACCCCGUCAACAGCCAUCCGCAGCGCUCCGAUAAGAACAACGAAUUCAUCGUCAUCCACAAUGGUAUCAUCACCAACUACAAAGACCUGAAGAAGUUCCUGGAGAGCAAAGGCUAUGAAUUUGAGUCUGAGACGGAUACGGAAACGAUUGCCAAGCUCGUCAAGUACAUGUAUGACAACCGUGAAAGUGACGGCAUCAGCUUCACCACCUUGGUGGAAAGAGUCAUCCAGCAACUGGAAGGUGCAUUCGCCCUUGUAUUCAAAAGUGUCCAUUAUCGUGGUCAAGCAGUUGGCACCAGGCGAGGAAGCCCCCUCCUCAUCGGUGUGCGGAGCGAACACAAGCUCUCUACUGACCACAUUCCAAUACUCUACAGGACAGCAACACAACCUAUGGAUCAUUCUUUUGAUGGCCUAUCCAUAAAACUGGAGGAAGGCAAGGACAAGAAGGGCAGCUGCAGCCUGGCCCGCGUGGACAGCACCACGUGCCUCUUUCCUGUCGAAGAGAAGGCGGUGGAGUACUACUUCGCCUCGGACGCCAGCGCCGUUAUCGAGCACACCAACAGGGUGAUUUUCCUCGAGGACGACGAUGUGGCCGCCGUGGUGGACGGCCGCCUCUCCAUCCAUCGCAUCAAGCGCACGGCCGGGGACCACCCUGGGCGCGCGGUGCAGACCUUGCAGAUGGAGCUGCAGCAGAUCAUGAAGGGUAACUUCAGUUCAUUCAUGCAGAAGGAGAUUUUUGAACAACCCGAAUCCGUUGUUAACACGAUGAGAGGGAGAGUCAACUUUGAUGACUACACCGUCAACCUUGGGGGCUUGAAGGACCACAUCAAGGAGAUCCAGAGGUGCCGGCGUCUCAUCCUCAUCGCUUGUGGGACAAGUUACCACGCCGGAGUCGCCACGCGCCAAGUGUUGGAAGAACUGACGGAGCUGCCUGUGAUGGUUGAACUAGCCAGCGACUUUUUGGACAGGAACACGCCUGUCUUCAGAGACGACGUGUGCUUCUUCAUCAGUCAGUCAGGUGAAACUGCAGACACUCUCAUGGCCCUUCGGUACUGCAAGGAGAGAGGCGCCCUCACGGUGGGGAUCACCAACACCGUGGGCAGCUCGAUAUCUCGGGAGACAGACUGCGGGGUGCAUAUCAACGCGGGACCCGAGAUCGGGGUGGCCAGCACCAAGGCCUACACAAGCCAGUUUGUUUCCCUAGUGAUGUUUGCACUCAUGAUGUGCGACGACAGAAUUUCCAUGCAAGAAAGGCGGAAAGAAAUAAUGCGAGGCCUCAAGCUGCUGCCAGAUCUGAUUAAGGAAGUGCUGAGCAUGGACGACGAGAUCCAGAAGCUGGCCACGGAGCUCUACCACCAGAAGUCGGUCCUCAUCAUGGGGCGCGGGUACCACUAUGCGACAUGCCUGGAGGGUGCUCUGAAAAUCAAAGAGAUCACGUACAUGCACUCGGAAGGCAUCCUGGCCGGCGAGCUGAAGCACGGGCCCCUGGCUCUGGUGGACAAGCUCAUGCCUGUCAUCAUGAUCAUCAUGCGGGACAACACCUACGCCAAGUGCCAGAACGCGCUGCAGCAGGUGAUCGCGCGGCAGGGGCGGCCUGUCGUGAUCUGCGACAAGGAGGACAUUGAGACCAUCAGGAACAGCAAGCGCACGAUCAAGGUCCCGCACUCGGUGGACUGCCUGCAGGGCAUCCUGAGCGUCAUCCCGCUGCAGCUGCUGGCCUUCCACCUGGCCGUCCUCAGGGGCUACGACGUUGAUUUUCCAAGAAAUCUGGCCAAAUCUGUCACAGUUGAGUAGAAUACUGAAGAAGAGACUCUCUCUUUUGAUACUGGCCGAUGUUGAUUUUAAACAAAGCUCUCCCUUGAUCAAAUCUGAAUUCGUAUGUACCGGUCUUCACCACUCGGGUGUGUUUGUGACAGGGCCUGUGCCUGCAGCAUUGUUAAGUGACACUCAUUUCGAAGUAUAGUUUUUUCUCUAAAAAUUAAUGAUGCUCUGCUGUCUAGCUUGAUUGUUUCAGGUUUCCCUCGUGCUGUUUUGCAUCACUUCCUAAUUAUCCAUAGAUGUUCAGAUGAUAAAAUCGUUCCAGAAACGAACUGGGAAACGAGGUAGCCCCAGAGCUCUGUGCUCUUCUUGGAAAAGCAGCCUUCUCCCAUUUCAGCGGGACUUUCAUUGUUGCCAGAAUGUGCCACCCACAGAGAAUUUCCGGGCUCGAAGGGGGCUAGUUAUCUAGUGGGUUCCUACACCCCCCAACAGUAAAAGCGUGUGCCGUUGGCCAGCUGAGGCACCGAGGUGCUGGUCCCCUGGCCUGGAGCCCUCCAGCCUUCGCAGCUCUGUGUGGGCUCCAUUUCUGAGACCGGUUCCACUCCUGGGAAAGCGCUGAAAGGAAGCUCUGCUUGGUUGGUCCUGCAGAGGCUAGACAUGAGACGGGGGGCCUGCUUCCUCUCCUAUCUUUGAGGGGGAGAGCCACCAUCUUCGGCCUUCGCUUUGUUGUAUUCCUGUGCGGUGGGAAGAUGAGGCCUUCCCAGAACUGGGGCAAGCUUGGCCUCUCCCACAGCAAAGUAAGGGCAAAGCCGCCAUGUGCACGGGGGUCAAAGGAGCGCAAGGGCAACACCAGGUUUUCUUACCAGAGGAGGAAGGGGGGGAGAGCCCUUCAGCUCUCAUGUGCUCGGGUAAGGAGCACAGACAUGGAACACCGGCCGAAAGGGUAGUCCCCAAACUGGCGAGCAUCUUGCAUGCAGAACCAGCACAGACAAUUCCAUUUCCAUUUUCUCGGAAGCAUUGCUCUGCAGUGAAUUCUCCUUCCUGCCCAAAUCUACGGGAGCAGUUCAAGCGGGAGAAAUGGCCUGGAAGCAAACGCCCCGCCCUGCCUCCAUACAAACCGUGAUGGCGGCCAGGUGCUUCUUUUCGACUGACCAUGAAAUAAGAGUAGCGGUUAGCAUCUGGGCAGGCAGUGGGCGUAGUCCUGAGCUCAGAGGUGGAAGAGGCAGGUGGGUGUCUGUCUUUGCAUGCUGUAUGCAAAAGCUUUUUCCCACUCCAAAAAGCACCCCUUUUGGCAGCUGCACGGAUGGGGCGGCACCUGUGCAAACAGGCAUUGCCAGACCAGAAUGGGGGACAGUGCUAAAAAGGAGGCUUAUCGCCCCCCCCCCCAGUAAUGCAGGAAGAACUUGCCCCCUCCCUCUGCGCAGCAGUUACUUUAGCUAAAUCUGGCUCUGUGCUACUGGGUCUCUAAAACGGGGGGAGGCAGCGAAAGGGCAGCCCGGGGGUUGUCUGCGUGGCCGGCAAGUGAGUGGGUGGUGGGGCCAUUCCCCCCACGUGUACAUUUUCCCCCUAGGAAGCUUCAGGGCAAAACCAGGGCAAGGCAAAUAAUUAAUUUGCUAAUAAAUAAUUAGCUGUAAUUAGCCACUUCCCAGCUUUAAACAGACAUGCGCUGCCUGAGAGUUUCCUGAUCUGGAAAAAGAUCUGCAAAUUCUGAUGUGGAUUUACAGGUUUGAUGGAGCAAGCAGGGUCCGGAAUACUCCACCCGCUCCCUCUUGCUUCUCCGUUUGUCUGAAGUUGUCUUACCCAAGCAGUCGAGGAUUCUCUCUCGCUUUGCAGAGAGCCAGCGAGUAGAAAAACAGCAGCCAUGCAUUCCUUCCAGCAUCAUGUGUAUGCAGGUGAGGCAGGUAGGAGGCUUAAAGAUACUGCAGCAUUUGCACAGUGGGGAAAUAAGAGGGGGGGUCCCGCAGUCAGAGGACCACCGAGGGAGAGCAGCCAUGGCGGGCGCCCGGGCCCAGCGCAUGCCGCACCGUCGCGCAGCUUGGAAAUCCAGGGGCAGCUGCAGGCGCGGGAUCCAGAUUGUCCAAAUCGACGUUCUUGUCCUAGUCGAGGGGGCAGGGUGGGCCUCGAGAGCUGGGAAGGGUGGCUUUCGGCAAGACUAUCGCAGGCCGUGUUGCAAGAGCAGAGUGACCUAAGCUAGAGAAAAUGCAGCUCUAUCAGCGCAGUCAAAUUGAACAUCAACUUACUAACUUCCCCCUGUAAAAACAGGACAAGAAAGUGAUGUGAUGGGGAAGCCAUGGGGAUGUCGGGGUGCGGGCCCUUCCUUUUCCAGUUUGCGGGGCAAAGCGAGCGUCAAGUCACUUUCCCACCUGCCUCGCUGGCCUAGAGCCAGUCUCUGAUUUACGGGCGCCGGGCCGAGGCUUGUGGCAUGUCUUGAACACUCACGUCCAGCUUCUUUUGCACUCAUACGAAAUGUUACCUGCCGGUCAGUUAAAGAUUCAAAGUAACCUACAGUGGAACACUGGAUCGUUGUGAAAUGCUGUGUUGUAAAGAAAACCUUCCUUGCGAAUGUCUGUGUUUCGUCAUGUCAGAGUGAAGGUCCGUCCUCCCACUCGAGCGCCGUCAAGCCCGUGUCUGGGCUGCCAGUGGCGCAGAAAUGGGCCAGGGCCCCUCUUUGGAGGGGCGGUCUGGGGCACUGGGAGGAUGCUGGGGAAGGCGCCAGCCGGGUGGCAGCGGUGCCGCUCGGGACCUUGGGGGCGCCAGCUGCACCGCAUUGAUGGCCGAAAGUGAAGCAAGCUGAUGGAGGAAGGGCCCCAGCCGCCUCCCUUCCUCUUCGAGUGGCCAGCCCAGUGGGGUACCACCUGCUUCGGGUUUUCCGGCCUCCAAAACAAGGCUGAGGGCUGCCUCUGAUGGAAGGAAAAGCAACGUUUGCAUGCGUGUGCGUAAAGCGGGAACUUCUCACUUUGGCAAAUGUCAGUCCUUCCUUUCUCGGCUUGUUUUCCUUUUGAAUGUACAUAACCAACCUGCCUUGGUUUAAGGGACCAUUCUGUACUAGUUUUCCGUGCGCACUACACAGUGCAGAAUUGUAUCAUGUAGGUUAUUUCCUAGAAUCUUUUGUAUUUUGCUCUUUGAAUAAAUGCCCAAACUUACCACGA
Varanus komodoensis (Komodo dragon) is the source of this 5348-nucleotide messenger RNA. It is a transcript of the gene GFPT1, whose product is annotated as glutamine--fructose-6-phosphate transaminase 1. Lineage: Eukaryota; Metazoa; Chordata; Lepidosauria; Squamata; Varanidae. The coding region runs from base 16 to 2235 and encodes 739 amino acids. Gene Ontology annotation, biological process: UDP-N-acetylglucosamine metabolic process; carbohydrate derivative biosynthetic process; protein N-linked glycosylation. Gene Ontology annotation, molecular function: L-glutamine:D-fructose-6-phosphate transaminase (isomerizing) activity; carbohydrate derivative binding. The transcript is spliced from 20 exons. The record is from RefSeq and is a predicted model, not a curated record.